Messenger RNA from Cucurbita moschata (crookneck pumpkin), 1224 nucleotides. Its product is annotated as cysteine-rich repeat secretory protein 3-like. The record is from RefSeq and is a predicted model, not a curated record. Gene Ontology annotation, cellular component: plasmodesma. The coding region runs from base 122 to 1012 and encodes 296 amino acids. The transcript is spliced from 3 exons. Lineage: Eukaryota; Viridiplantae; Streptophyta; Magnoliopsida; Cucurbitales; Cucurbitaceae. Gene Ontology annotation, biological process: plasmodesmata-mediated intercellular transport; transport of virus in multicellular host.
AUUGAACUGAGCCCUCCAUUGUUCUUCAGAUUAAACCAAAACCCAUCUCUCAAAUCCGACUGAAUUCUUCAAUGAAAUCGAAAUCUCCCCAUGAUUUGAGGUAUUAGUGAACAAACCCCAGAUGGGUUUUGAAUCCUUUUUCUUCAUCAUCGUCUUCCUCAUUUCCCUCUCUUGUUUGGUUGAAUCUGGUUCUGACUACACCACAUUGAUCUACAAGGGCUGCGCCAAGCAAGGAUUCUCAGAUCCAAAUGGCGUUUAUUCACAAGCUCUGGCUGCUUUGUUCGGCUCUUUAGUUUCACAAUCCGCCAAAGGCUCCAAGUUCUUCAAAACCACCUCUGGCACCGCUCAAACCUCCAUCACCGGCCUCUUCCAAUGCCGAGGGGAUCUCAGCAACUCCGAUUGCUACAACUGUGUGAGCAAACUCCCUGAAUUAGCCGAUAGUCUCUGCGGCAAAACCAUUGCAGGUAGAGUUCAUCUCUCAGGCUGCUAUUUGCUGUAUGAGUUUCCUGGGUUUGCUCAGAUAUCAGGGUUUGAAAUGCUGUAUAAAACUUGUGGGGCUACCAACAUUGCUGGAAGUGGGUUUGAAGAGAGGAGGGAUACAGGGUUAUCUGUGUUGGAGAAUGGCGUGGUGAGUGGCCAUGGAUUCUACACUACUAACUAUCAAUCUCUGUAUGUGUUGGCUCAAUGUGAAGGAGAUUUGGGGGAUUCUGAUUGUGGUGAGUGUGUGAAACAUGCUGUGCAAAGAGCUCAGGUUGAAUGUGGAAGCUCAAUUUCAGGGCAAGUUUAUUUGUAUAAGUGCUUUAUCAGUUAUAGUUAUUACCCAAAUGGAGUUCCAAGGAGAUCUUCAUCAUCAUCUUCUUCUUCAUCAUCAUAUUCUUCAUCUCCAUCAGGGAUGGGGCAAAACACAGGGAAGACAGUGGCAGUGAUAUUAGGAGGGGCAGCAGGUGUGGGAUUUCUGGUAAUUUGCUUGCUUUUCAUCAGAGGUUUGAAGAAGAAACAUGAUGGACAUUGAUACAGAGGAAGAGUCGAAGUUUUUUUUGAGGUAAAGAAUGGAAAGACAAAAUCCAAAUUGCUUUAGUUUUCUUUUGCUUUGUCUUAUAAAGAGGAUGGGAAUUUUUUUUGAGUUGACAAAGACUGUUCUUAGUACUGUGGUCUGAAAAGCUUGCUGAUAAGAGAAGAAGGAAUAUCAGUGCAUGGAAGGAAGGGAAGGUAACAAAAAGAAAA